Molecule: messenger RNA, 3823 nt
Organism: Drosophila grimshawi
Lineage: Eukaryota; Metazoa; Arthropoda; Insecta; Diptera; Drosophilidae
Gene: Bsg25D
Product: blastoderm-specific protein 25D
Exons: 9
Coding region: 210-3695 (1161 amino acids)
Biological process (GO): microtubule anchoring at centrosome
Cellular component (GO): centrosome
Source: RefSeq, a predicted model, not a curated record
UGAUUCGUUGUGCAAUUUACCGUUUAUGUGUUUAUGUUUUUGUGUGCUUAUAACUGUGUUAAAAACCCCAACUAUAACCAACGUUACGACGACCCCCUGGCGAGAAUUUACAACUACUACAUUUGUAGUGGCCUUUUAUCGAUUUCACCUAAACAGUGCAAACGGCUAGAAACUGUAUUCGCGGCUAGAAAAAGAACAGUGCGUAGAUAAUGGAAGUGUCGGCCGAUCCGUAUGAGCAGAAACUAUAUCAGAUGUUCCAAAGUUGUGAAACAUCGCAGCAACGCAACAAUGGCCUGCUCGACGAGGCAUCGCUGACCCGCCUGUGUCAGCUGCUCCAGUUACGUGACCAGGGAUCGGCGCUAAUCUCCAGUCUAACCGCCAGUGGUAGUCCCAAACUAGGUGUUUCCUUUGGCCAGUUCAAGGAGGCAUUGCUUAACUUCUUGGGCACCGAAUUCGAUGGCUCAGCAGCUCAAACGCGAUCGGGAUUGGUGACACCAUCUGGACUGAAAGAACGAUCGCUGGUUAUCAGCGACGAGCCAGCUAGCAACACAUAUGUUGAGAGUCCGCCGGAGGGUGAGGCAUCCGAUCGCGAGGUUUCACCCAAGCUAAUAGUAGGCACCAAGAAGUACGGACGCCGUUCACGGCCGCACCACAACCAGGGUCUUAACGAGAUAGCCGUCACGGAUUCGGACAACACGGAUGAGGAUCAGCACAAGAGCCUCAACGGCUGCAGCGAUCACACAGUCCAAGUGCAACGGUCAUCGUCGCAAAGCGAUCUCCCAGGCAGCCGGCGCCUGCGCUCCGUCCACUACAGCGGGAGCAAACUGAAACGCUGUGCCUCGCUGCCGGCACGCAAGAAUUUGCAAUCGAAAAUGAUCAAUUCGACGGCGCUGGCGACGACAUCAUCAACAGUCGCCACACAAGUGGGCAGUGGCCACGGUCGAAGUAAUCUGCGCGAGGCACAACAGGAAUGCAGCAGCGUGGAAUCGUUGGGCCAUCAUUUGCCAGCACGGCCAGAGCACUGCAGCCACGGAUGCGACCUGGGUGGCCGUUUCAGUUGCAAAGAUAUUGUGACACCGCAGCAACUGGAGACGAUAAGUGCGCAUAGCAUCAUUGAGACGUGGGAAAUGGCAAGUAUCACUAAUAGUGGUGGUCUGCUGCACGCACUGGGCUUCGAUGAGGAGGAGGUGAACCUUGGCCAGUUGACCAAAGUGCUGGAGGAGGAGUUACGUGGCCUGGAACAGGAUCCACAGUCGAAUGUGUUGCGUGCCUUGGUCGCGCUCCAAUCUGUGGAGCUGGGCACGUUGCGACAGGCAUACCGACAGCAGCACGAGGAGAACCUCAAGCUGCGUGCCGACAAUAAGGCGGCCAAUCAGCGAGUGGCGAUGCUUGCCGCCGAGGUUGAUGAGCGGCAUGCAAGCCUGGAGGAUAAUUGCAAACAGCAGGUGCUACAACUGGAGCAGCGGCAUGCGAGUGUUGUCCGUGAACUGACGCAGCGUAUAACAAACGAUCGUGAUCAUUGGACGGGCAUUACGUCGCGGCUGGAAACACAGAUUAAGAGUCUCGAACAGGAGGAGAUUAAGCUGCGCACUGAUCUGGAGCUGGUGCGCACUGAAAACACUGAGCUGGAGGCGGAACAGCAAAAGGCGCACCAGCAAAUGACUGAGUUAUUGGAGCAGAAUAUUAAGCUCAACCAGGAGUUGGCCAGAUGUGAACCCCUGCGUUCGACUGGUAAAUCGGAGAGCAGCAUUGACACCGCUGUCGGCAGAGAUAAUAAGGCAUCCGAUGAUGAUGAGAUGCUGCUCGUGAUGGAGAAAAUGACCGCGCUACAAAUGGAGAAUGCACAGUUGCGUGACAAAACCGAUGAGUUGACCAUGGAAAUUGAGAACUUGUGCCUCGACUUGGCGCGCACAAAAUCACGCAAGAAGAAGCAGACAGCUCAGACGACUUCGACUCCUGCUGCUGCCGUUGUAAUUGCCACCGAGUCGGCGGAUAGCGAAGAACUGGAUGCAUUCAGCAGCGGAUUGGCAACGAAGCGACGUGGUGACUCGCCCAGCAAGACGCACAUAACGGAGGAGAGUCCACGGCUGGGCAAGCAGCGCAAGUGCUCAGAGGGUGGUGGCGAGGUCAGUGACAAUAGCGGCGAUUGGUUGGCACUGAACUCGGAGCUUCAUCGUUGCAAGAGCCACGAGGAGGAGCUCUCGUCCCUUCGCCAAACUGUGGCGCAAUUGGAACAGGAGUUGCAGGCAGCAAAAACGGGUAGCAGUAGUCGAGCCACCACGCCGGAGACACGCUGCAAGGAGCUGGAGAAUAGUCUGGAGCAGAUGCAGCGUGCAUACGAGGAUUGCGAGGAUUACUGGCAGUCCAAGCUGAGCGAGGAGCGACAAAUCUUUGAGAAGGAGCGACACAUCUAUGAGGAUGAGCAAAUGGAGAGUGACAAAAAGUUUACCGAGCUGAUGGAAAAGGUGCGCGAAUAUGAGGAGCAAUUCAGCAAAGAUGGUCGCCUCUCGCCCAUCGAUGAACGCGACAUGCUGGAGCAGCAGUAUCUCGAGCUCGAGGUGGAGACCACAAAUCUGCGCAAUAACUCCAUACGCAUGUUGGAGGAAAAGUCACAGCAAAUCAGCGAGUUGCACUGCGAAAUCGAAGAUCUGCGCACACGUCUUGGCGAGAGCGUUGAAAUACUAACCGGGGCAAGUGAGAUCAAUCCGGAGGCACUGCAUCAAUUAAACGUGCAGGCGGGCCAAAGUCCAGCCAGUUCUCCAAUUAGCUACCUGUGGCACCAGAGCACAAUCCAGGAACCACUCAAAACCUUUAACGGCAUCGCCGCCAGCGAGAGCACCCCCAAAGCCUUGGCGCUGCUCGGUGAAUCACCCACACACAAGGCCACCAGUCGAAACAAACUGACUACAUCGGAGACAUCGAUCUUUAGUACUACUCCGCUGGGAUCAUCAAUAUCGGGUCCAUCGCCCACACACAGUGAUACAACAAACUAUGCCUUGCCAGCCGGCACUUGUCCGCCGGCGCCUAUUUGCAAGCCCAAACAGGCGCCGUCAGAGGGUGAAAUUGCUGAUUGUGAGACAUCAUCAACUGCAUCAAAUAAGAGCUUCGAUUCGCACAGCGUAAUAUCAACAAGUAAGGCAUCUUGCUUCAGUCACGAGAAGUGCAGUAGUCCGAAUCUUUUAAAGGAAGAACUGAAGCGCCUCAAAUUCUUUGAGCUCUCACUCAGAGAGCAGAUCAAGGAUUUGAGCCUGCAACGUGAUGGUUUAGUAAUGGAACUGCAACAGUUGCAGGAAGCGCGUCCAGUUCUCGAGAAGGCCUAUGCGCGAACAACACAUCCGACGCUACAGCAGCGACUCAAUCAACUGGAGUUGCGCAAUCGUCACUUACAAAAUGUGAUCAAACAGCAGCAAAAAUAUACCGAGUCCCUGAUGCAGCAAUCAUGGCGUCAGCAUCAAGUGGAUCUCAACGAUUUGCAUGGCCGUAUUGAAGCACAGACCGUCUUGCUUGCCGAUCAGACACAGCGUCUGCAGAACGCCGAUAUUCUUGUGAAAGAUCUGUAUGUGGAGAAUUCGCAUUUGACCGCCACUGUGCAGCGAUUGGAGCAGCAGCGGGCACGGGUCAACCUCAUUCAUCAGCAUCAGCAGCAACAUCAGCUGGUUGGGGGCACCAUCAGUGGCCUAUCUGGAAUACCUUAAAAGGAAUCAAAACAAUGAAUGCACAACGAAGUCUACAAUGUGUUAUGGAAUCAUGUAUCAAUAUACUCGGCACCAUUUGCUGGAGUGAUAUUCUUUUAAUAUUAUAUACAAUUUAUUUUUACAUACUA